AUGAACGAAAAACUGAGUAGCAUUAUCAAGUUGAAGAAAUCACAAGCUGGUGUAAAGAAAAGGGCAAACAGCAUAUUUUCAACAAUGUCGGUUGCCCAUGUGGAUGAUGAUGACAUUAUUGGAAAGACAACCAAAAUGCAGGGAGAGAUAAUAUCCAAAGGGCAUAAGAAUUAUGAGCUCAUGCUUAAUUUGCAGCUUGGAAUAAGGACAUUAAGAAAAUUGUUUAAGGUGGAUCCAGCUGAUUAUAUGAUAUCCAUAUGUGGAGAUAAUGCCCUUCGGCUGCUCUCGUCUCCUGGAAAAAGUGGAAGCUUCUUUUACUCGACCAAUGAUGACAAAUACAUGAUUAAGACCAUGAAGAAGUCAGAAGUAAAAGUGUUGACGAGAAUGCUUCAAGCUUAUUACAAUCAUGUUCGAGCCUUCGAGAAUACUUUGGUAACCAAAUUUUUCGGCCUUCAUUGUGUGAAGAUGACUGGACCCGCACACAGGAAGGUGCGGUUUGUUAUAAUGGGAAAUUUGUUUUGCUCCGAGUAUGCCAUUCAUCAACGUUUUGACUUGAAAGGUUCUUCACAUGGUCGUGUAACAGACAAACCUGAAUCUGAAAUUGAUUCAACAACCACUCUCAAGGAUCUUGAUUUGAAUUAUAUCUUCCGAUUGCAGACAUCUUGGUUCCAAGAGUUCUGCAGGCAAGUGGACAAGGACUGUUAUUUUCUCAAGCAGGAGAGAAUUAUGGAUUACAGUCUUCUGGUUGGGAUUCACUUUAUACAAAUAUCACAAACUGGGGAGCCACUAACAACGGAGGCUAGUAUUUCCCCAGUCCAGACUCCUGCUGGGGAUAGAGAUGAAGGUGGUGGAGAAGCAGCUCCAGAACUAUCUAGAUUAGGUAUGAACAUGCCAGCGCGGGCUGAAUUGGCAACAAGAAGAAAUGACAGUGAGCUCGCUAUGGUACCAACGGGGGAGUACUAUGAUGUCAUCUUGAUCUUGGGUAUAAUAGAUAUAUUGCAAGAUUAUGAUAUUAGCAAGAAGCUUGAACACGCAUACAAGUCAUUCCAUUAUGAUCCAACUUCAAUAUCUGCCGUUGACCCCAGCCAGUAUUCGAGGCGUUUCCGUGAUUUCAUCUUCAGAAUAUUCACACAAGACACUACUUGA
Molecule: messenger RNA, 1146 nt
Organism: Fraxinus pennsylvanica
Lineage: Eukaryota; Viridiplantae; Streptophyta; Magnoliopsida; Lamiales; Oleaceae
Source: the annotation of a GenBank genome assembly